This is a messenger RNA of Pygoscelis adeliae (Adelie penguin), 531 nucleotides long. RefSeq names its product olfactory receptor 13G1-like. Gene Ontology annotation, cellular component: membrane. The record is from RefSeq and is a predicted model, not a curated record. The coding region runs from base 1 to 531 and encodes 176 amino acids. Gene Ontology annotation, biological process: G protein-coupled receptor signaling pathway. NCBI's taxonomy places the organism in Eukaryota, Metazoa, Chordata, Aves, Sphenisciformes, Spheniscidae. The transcript has a single exon. Gene Ontology annotation, molecular function: olfactory receptor activity.
AUGAGCAAGGGGACCUGCAGCUCUUUAAUGUCUGGUGUCUCGGGAAUCGGUACUGUCAAUUCCCUUAUAAACACCCUUCUUGUGGCACAGCUGGUCUUCUGUGGGCCAAGUUUAGUCCAAAAUUUCUUGUGUGAGAUAUCCCCAGACCUUGCCACAUCCUGCAGCUCAACCGAUCUCAGUGAAAUCACAGUUUACAUGGCAGACAUCAUCUUAGGCACGGGAAGUUUCCUGCUGGUCAUCCUCUCCUAUUGCCUCAUCAUCAUCACCAUCCUGAAAAUCCAGGGCUCUGCAGGGAAGUGGAAAGCCUUCUCCACCUGCUCCUCAUACCUUGCUAUUGUUGGCUUGUUCUACUCCACCAUCAUCUACACCUAUACCCAGCCAACUAGCACUCCAUUAGAGAAGAAGAACAAAACAGUGAGCAUUAUCUACACUCUGGUGACUCCCACUCUGAACCCUCUGAUCUACAGCCUGCACAACAAAGUGAUCAAAGUGGCGUUCUGGGAAAUUGUACCAUUUCCCAAGACAAAUUAA